AUGCCACCAUUCUUUAGUGAUUUUUAUGUUGUUAUAAUCACCUAUUUGAAAUUAUUAGGUCUGGUCGCACUUACAACUCUCAAGGUUGUUGGGCCUAGCACAUGGAGCUACUGGUGGCAAAAAGUAAAUGAGUUUACGGGAAUAUCACAAAAUAUAGCCUGCUUCUUAACAAGUUUCCUGCGUCUGCUGUAUCGUGAAUAG
Messenger RNA from Trichobilharzia regenti, 201 nucleotides. NCBI's taxonomy places the organism in Eukaryota, Metazoa, Platyhelminthes, Trematoda, Strigeidida, Schistosomatidae. The record is from the annotation of a GenBank genome assembly.